AUGAAACUGUUCCCCCUAUGUUUGGAAGCGCUCUACGCCAUACUCUUAUCGCUGGCUCUUGUGAAGUUCACUGCCGCCAAAAUCUAUGUCUGCCUACCAGACGAUUCAAAAAACAAAACGUGCUCCCGCCUCCUCCUGCCCGAUAGUCUCUUCCGGCCUCGACUUAUCCCUCCCCGACCCUUCACCAUCGCUUCCGACAGCGCAAUGGACGGCUACACAAGACGCUUAACGGCCUACCGGACGCGGGUCUGUGCUUGGCUAGAGCGAGGAGGCAUCUUCGACAGCGCCUUAGUGCCACUGCCGCGCCGUCGAGCCCUCUUGCAUGGCCGUCUGCACUGCUCUUCACCAUCCCCCACCUCUGCCACCUCCUCCCGAUGGGGCCCAGCCCCCACAGGAUGCAACCCGCGUUGGGCCGACUAUGACGACCCUCACAUGCGCCUGUAUGAAUUUCAGUUGCACACCUGCGGCAACCUAUAUUCUCCACUGAGCCAUCCGUAUUGCCUCAGCAACCGUGUCGCCUUCGAGUUGCAGCAGCGGGGCACCCAACUUUACCUCAAUGACUUUCGAUGUCGAUGCAAGACUCCCGCUGAGAUUCUCGAAAUUACCUACUCCAAACCCCUCCCCCCCACAAAACGUAUCAUCGAACCCCGCUUCAUAAGCAUGACCUGUCGGGCACCGCCUCCUUGCCGAAGUUUGACUACACCAUGUUUUUACGAAAUCCCUAAUGCGGAGGGAUUCCUGACCAGUGGAAUCUACGCCUGCCAAUGUCCCAGGCGUUACUUCUGUGAUGCCUAUCACAUGCGAAAGCCACGGAUGCAUUCACGAACAAACACGGGGAAGAGUAUCUACUUCACCUUCUGUCAACUCUCCUUACUUUGA
Molecule: messenger RNA, 879 nt
Organism: Mesocestoides corti
Lineage: Eukaryota; Metazoa; Platyhelminthes; Cestoda; Cyclophyllidea; Mesocestoididae
Source: the annotation of a GenBank genome assembly